This is a messenger RNA of Linderina pennispora, 1513 nucleotides long. RefSeq names its product 4-hydroxybenzoate polyprenyl transferase. Bases 33 to 1301 code for a protein of 422 amino acids. Gene Ontology annotation, molecular function: 4-hydroxybenzoate polyprenyltransferase activity. NCBI's taxonomy places the organism in Eukaryota, Fungi, Kickxellomycota, Kickxellomycetes, Kickxellales, Kickxellaceae. The record is from RefSeq and is a predicted model, not a curated record. Gene Ontology annotation, cellular component: mitochondrial inner membrane. The transcript is spliced from 2 exons. Gene Ontology annotation, biological process: ubiquinone biosynthetic process.
UUUAUGCUUUUACGUCUAUUUUUCUCCCGACGAUGCUUUCCCGGACACUAGGCCGCUCGGUGAACGCCCGCAGCAGCCUGUCGGCUAUCCAGUACCUGCGCGGACCGUUGUUUAGCCAGCGACUUGCCCAUGCUGCUGGCGCUACAAGCAGCUCUUUCAGCCCCCGUGCGCAGUCGCUCCACACCCAGCGGCUGCAGGCCAGCUCGGGCACCAGCCUCUGCCACUACGCUAAGCCGCGACUCUCUGUCAUCCCUGCACUCAGCGCCCAGUAUUCGUCGUCGACACAGCCAGCAAAGAACGCAGAAGCAUCGCUGUCCUCAUCAGAGCCAGCAGUUCCUGCAGUGCCCAGCUACGGACCGUUUAUUGACCGGUUCCCAAAGAGCACCCGGCCAUACCUGUUCCUGACCCGGAUCGAUAAGCCCAUUGGCACCUGGCUGCUGUACUGGCCGUGUGCUUGGGGAAUCGGCAUGGCUGCCUACACCACCGGCAUGCCGCCUACCGAGAUGGCAUACAUGCUGGCGCUGUUUGGCACUGGUGCUGUGGUCAUGCGAGGCGCUGGAUGCACCAUUAAUGACAUGUGGGAUGUCAAGUUUGACAAGAUGGUCGAGCGCACUCGCAUCCGGCCCAUUGCGUCAGGACUGAUCAGCCGGCCCAAGGCAUUUGUGUUCCUAGGUGCCCAGCUGUCCGUCGCCCUGGGUGUUCUGGUCCAGCUCAACCCGUACACGAUCGCGUUCACGCUCGGAUCAAUGCCUCUGGUCAUCAUCUACCCGUUUAUGAAGCGUAUCACGUACUGGCCGCAGUUUGUGCUUGGCCUCGCCUUCAACUGGGGUGCGCUGGUCGGGUGGACUGCUAUCACUGGUGGCAUGAACUGGGCCGUCACGCUGCCGCUUUACGCUGCUGGUGUGUCAUGGACGCUCGUGUAUGACACAAUAUACGGCCACCAGGACAAGCGUGAUGAUGUUGUCGCUGGCGUAAAGUCAACUUCGUUGCUGUUUGGCGAUAGCACUCGGCUCAUCCUCACGGGAUUCUCGGCGACCACCAUGAGUCUAAUCUCGCUGGCUGGAUACAUGAACGGCCAGGGCUUGCCUUUUUACUUGACUGCGCUGGGUGCCGGCAGCGCCCAUCUGAUCUGGCAGCUCAAGACUGUCGACAUCAACAAUCCGGCAAAGUGCUGGAAAAUCUUCAAGUCCAACACCUGGUUCGGUGCCAUCAUCUUCAGUGCCAUUGCCGCCGACAUAGCCUACAACCAGCUCACAGACAAGGAGGACGAUUCCCAGAAGACCGGCGAGACCAUCGCAUAGAUCGCCUUGAUCGAUCAAGUUUUCAAUAUAUCCAAUUAGCCCAAGGCCAUGAUUGGGCAGCAUAAUGUGUCUGGCUUCCACGUGCUGGCGCACACAGCCAAUCCGAGCGGGCCUUUAUUCCGCGUAAGAAUUUGGUGGAAAAUGAGCUGCAUGCUUUUUUCGUCGCUCUUUUCUCACUCAUCACUCGCAAUCCGUGGCACUCAGCUCCAAAC